Molecule: messenger RNA, 2026 nt
Organism: Populus trichocarpa (black cottonwood)
Lineage: Eukaryota; Viridiplantae; Streptophyta; Magnoliopsida; Malpighiales; Salicaceae
Exons: 15
Coding region: 68-1852 (594 amino acids)
Biological process (GO): endocytosis
Cellular component (GO): clathrin vesicle coat; membrane
Source: RefSeq, a predicted model, not a curated record
UCCAGUUUCUACACUGCACGGGAUCCCUCCCCCCCCCCCCCCCCCCCCCCCCUCUUUCUCUGCUUCAAUGGAAUUGUCUUCACAUACCCACAACUUCUCUGUUCUCUCAGUAAGCAAAACUAUAGAGAAUGGAAAUGGAAGAAGGAGAGCAAGAAUGGUUGUUAAGAUGGCAGCAUCAACAUCAGAUAUGGCAGCUGCCUUUGAAGAGGGAAAGCUAGAAAGGCCUAAGUGGUCAGGACAGACGCCUCUCUCUCGUCUUGUUGGAGCUCUUAUUGCUUUUAAGCCUCUCUCCUCUGUUCUCAAACUUGGUGCCAGACAAGUCCUUAUCAGAACAGCAGAGAAGGGGAACAUUCCAUGGAGAGAAAUGACAAAGGAGAUUCUUGAAUCAGAUGUGUAUAAGGAGCUGGAGGGCAUUCAAAAUCCCUCACUUGUUUAUCCAGAUUAUUACCUAAAUCCUUUCCAUGCUUACGACGAGGGAAAUCUUUCAUGGCUGGCUGCAGCUGAAGCUGAAGCUGCAACCAUGUCAAUGGUGAGGCGAGCAAUACCUAAUGCUUCUACAGUAGAUGAAGCAAAUCAAGUAGUGCGUGGAAAUUGGCUUCAGGCAAUUGAACAGCAUCAUCUACAGUACUCUGGGACUACCAUGAUUAGAGACAUUCUAGAUAUUGGAUGUUCUGUAGGUGUUAGCACAAGAUUUCUGGCUGACAAGUUUCCUUCUGCUAAUGUCACUGGGCUAGAUCUGUCACCUCACUUUCUUUCCGUAGCUCAAUUCAAGGAAAAGAAGAUAGGUCCUAGAAAGAAUCCUAUUAAAUGGAUGCAUGCUAAUGCAGAAGACACAGGCUUUCCACCCCAAUCAUUCGAUCUUGUUUCAGUUUCAUAUGUGUUUCAUGAAUGUCCUGAAAGAGCAAUAGUUAAUAUACUGAAGGAAGCAUUCGGGCUACUUCGUCCUGGAGGCACAAUUGUUGUGUCGGAUCAAUCACCAAAGUCAAAGAUCCUACAGAUCAUGGAGAAAGUAGAGAAGGCACCAAACGAUCCAGAGAGUGAAGAAACUGAAGCCAUUGAGCUUAUCCUCUAUCAAGUCUCUGAAUGCUAUGUUUAUGUGAUACCACCGAGGAAAAGUGCUGCUUCUUACAGGGCUGAUGAAUGGGAUGUCAACAAAUGGGCCUGGGAAGGGACUUUGAAAGUCAUUAGCAAGGGUGAAGAGUGCAUUAUCAGACUUGAAGAUAAAACCACAGGUGAAUUAUAUGCGCGGGCAUUUUUGAGAAAGGGGGAGCUACAUCCAGUGGAACCUGUAAUUGAUAGCAGCAGAUAUUUUGUUCUGCGGAUAGAGGAAAAUAUAGGUGGUCGCCUUAGGCAUGCAUUUAUUGGCAUAGGAUUUAGAGAAAGAACAGAAGCUUAUGAUUUCCAGGCGGCGCUGCAUGAUCACAUGAAAUAUCUGGACAAGAAGAAAACUGCGGAAGAGAUGGAACAGCAUUUUCAGGAAACUUCCUCGGUUGAUUACAGUUUAAAAGAAGGGGAAACUCUUGUACUCCAAAUGAAAAACAAACCUAGAGGUAGUGUGAAGUCCAAGUUUUUCGAGCAGGGUCUGAACAAUCUGUCAUUGGAGGGGAAGAGCGAUGGAAAAGAACCCUUGCUUAGUAUCAGACCUCCGCCUCCCCCAGCACCGCCUUCACCCGCUACAAGUGUACAGAUUUCUCCAUCAAACUUGCCACCAAAAAUUACUCUUGAUGGAAAUUCUACUGAAAAAUCCCCCAACUUGGCCAAGGAUGAAGCUGAACAGCAGCAUUUUCCUGACAAUGAAAGCUCACAAGAUAUACAAGAUGAUGAUUUCGGAGAUUUUCAAGCAGCUGGGUGAUGAGGACUAGAAAUUGACAUAUUUAUAAUCAAAUUCCUCAGCGUCCUUUCUUGCUUUUGUGGGAUUGGAGUUCUCAAGGGUUUAGAUAGAGAUCCAACUAUGAGAUUUUGAUCACCGUUUUCUGUGAAAUAUUCAGUAAAUAUUACGAAAAGUGGAUUUACCCUUCCGACCGCA